AUGCCCAAUUCCAACCCUGUCAUCGUCAUACUCCACGGCGCCUGGCACACCCCAGCCCACUACGCCGAAUUCACCUCCGCCCUCAAGUCCAAGGGCCACGAAGUCCAUAUCCCCCGCCUACCCUCCAUGAGCGACACCCGUCCCCCAAACGCAGAUCUUCACACAGACACAGAUUUCAUCCGCAGCUACGUGAAAAGCCUAGUCGAAGCCGGCCAGGGGGUAGUCGUAUUCAUGCACUCCUACGGCGGCCAAGUAGGCACCAACGCCCUGGUGGGUCUAGGCGCCGAGACCCGGAAGCAACAGGGCCAAACCGGCGGUGUCGUCCUGUUAAUCUACAUGUCCGGCUUCGCAGUCACGGAGAACACGUCCAUGAUGAGCGUCGUGAAGCAAUUCGGACAUGAGGAUCUGAUCCCGCUUGCAUUUGACAUCGCCGAGGAUUACAGUACUGUGAGCCGGGACCCGAAGAACCUGAUUAUUGGGCCUGGCCGGUCCGACGAGGAGACUGAUGCUUAUGUUGCUGCUAUGCUGCGGUGGAAUGGGAAGACUAUGUAUCAGGAUGUGGAGCGGUGUGCUUGGAGGGAGAUUCCGGUGGCGUAUAUCUAUGCUACCGAGGAUAUGAAUGUGCCGUUUGAUUAUCAGAAGUGGUUUGUGGAGACGAUGCGGGAGGAUGGUAGAGAGGUUGAGACUUUUGAGGUUCAGACUGGGCAUUGUCCUACUUUUACCAAGUUUGAGGAGGUGGCGACGAUUGUGGAUGGUGUUGUCAGUAAGCUUUGA
Aspergillus oryzae RIB40 is the source of this 774-nucleotide messenger RNA. Its product is annotated as alpha/beta hydrolase. The transcript has a single exon. The record is from RefSeq and is a predicted model, not a curated record. Lineage: Eukaryota; Fungi; Ascomycota; Eurotiomycetes; Eurotiales; Aspergillaceae. The coding region runs from base 1 to 774 and encodes 257 amino acids.